Molecule: messenger RNA, 565 nt
Organism: Diorhabda carinulata
Lineage: Eukaryota; Metazoa; Arthropoda; Insecta; Coleoptera; Chrysomelidae
Exons: 4
Coding region: 17-523 (168 amino acids)
Source: RefSeq, a predicted model, not a curated record
UUGGUGUAUCGCCGAUAUGUCUUCAUAUUUAAUUCUUCUGAUUACUUUAUUAUUGUUAACAUAUGCUUCGUCAAAGAAUUAUGGAAUUGGGGAUAUUUGGCAGAGGAAUUUAAAUGAAUACGAUGAAAGUGACGGAAAUUACGACGAACUUAUUACUGAAGACGAUUAUAAAAGGAACAAUGUAAUCGAUGCGGAGGAAAAAGAGCCCACAGAUCUUAGAUCAAAGAAAAGUCCAGUUCUCUGUACCGUACGGAAGGUGCUAAGAACUCAUCCACAAGACGGUUAUGAGUAUCAUCCUCGACAUUAUCAUGAAUAUGAGUGCGUACCAGCUCAACAAGAACUUGAAAACGGAAUCACAGAUCAGGACAUAUGUACAUUAAUAGAAUGUAAAACACUAGAAAGGACUUUAGUCUUCGCAAGACAGUUGAUAGCACCAUCAACAAACUGCUCGUUAGAACCACACGAAAAACCAGUUAAAGUUGGAUGCAACUGUAUACAUCACAUUAAACACCAUUUUCUUUAGUCUGUACAUUCCAAUCGUGUUUCAAUAAAUUGAAAAUAUAUA